CGCAGACUCCGACGUUACAGUUAGUGGCGUGUUCUUUCGCGAAACGACCGACCCUGUCAUUCCAUCUGUCUUAGCAUCCUGCCAAGUUCCGUUAUAUAAUUUCAUCGUGAUCAGGUUCGUUGCCAUUGGGUCCAUUUGCUCAUUUUCGUAGCCUGAGCAACCAUCACGCAAAUGGGAACAAACGUGAAAAGACGGCACUUCGAUUUGCCGCAUUUCAAAUCAGUUAGCAGAAUCUCCAAUCUUCCUAUUGUAGAAUACAGUAUAAAUAUCACCGGCAAUGCCUACGCUAGGAUAAAGCGAUCGAAUUCACUGGUGGAUUGGAGUCUGUGCACUGCUGAGAACUCGCUUGCGAUCGCCACAGCGUCGGCGAAACCGAUUGCGAAUGCGAUUUCCGGUCCUAUCACGACGAUCGAUCAGUUGCUUUGCAAGGGUAUCGAUAUCGUCGAGCAGAGAGUACCGGCCGUGCAUCUUCCACCCCAUCUUAUGUACCGGAACGCGCGAGAGUACGUAAACGUCAAAAUCGUGAGGCCCGUUUUGACACGUGCCGAAAGUGUGAAAGAGAUCGGAAGCCAAGCUGCGAACGCAGCGGCAGACAGAUUAGACGGUGCUCUGACUGUCGCGGACAAUUAUGUUGAUCGUUAUUUGCCUGCUGACGUUACCGAUGGCGUAGAUGAUGUUUCUUCUUCCGAACCGGUAAGUAAGACUAAACGAACGAUCAAACGCGGCGCCAGACUUUCAAAGAAAUUACAGCAUCGACUAACGCGUCGCACGUUGGCAGAAGCUCGAGCUUUGAAGGACCAGGGGACGGAGUGUAUUCAUAUACUUCUGUAUGUCGUAGAACUGUUAGCAACGGAUCCGAAAUUAGCGUUUCAAAAGGCGAAAGAGCUUUGGAAAACGUUGAGCCUGCCCGAGCCAGAAAAUCAAGCCAGGCCGACCACUCUGGAGCAGUUGUUGGUUCUUCUGACCCGUGAAUCCGCGCGUCGUAUUGUUCAUCUGGUGAAUGGGGCAGCAGCGUUAGCGUCGAAAGCCCCUAACAGUCUUGCCAGACUUCUCAUUACAGUUGCUUGUCAAUUGUCGGUGGUUGCCGAUACUACCCUCGAAAUGAUGUCGGCUAUUGGGAAGAAGAUUCUGGGGAGAGAGCAAAUCUCAGCGAUAUAUACGGUCAUAGACAGGCUCAACUCAAUUACAAAUCGUUUGUUGGAGCAGUUCGCAGCUUUUCUAGCUGGUCGUCCAACUGUUUCCAAAGUAACAAACGUGGAGAGUCAUCGGCAAAACCACAAUAACCACACGUCGGUGUCUUCCAAUGCCGCAGUUAAUGGUAUCGAGUAAGAAAACGAUGCUUGAAAGUUAUCCUGCGUGAGUUCCAUCUUAUAUACAGCUGUGUAUCAGGAGAAAUUCCUCAUUGAAAUUUCACAGAUAAAUAAUAUCGACUGCAAUUCAAUGUUUGAAUAUUUCUACACCCACGUUCAGACGAGCAAUUAAUUAAUAUUCUUCUUUUAUCGAGGACACAGCAUAUCCGUGUCGUCGUACAAAUUAUUCUUUAUCCUUAGUAUACGAACGUUAAUGUUUAGGAGUAAGAAAAUGUAAAAACAAAUGUUAUAGUAAUUUCACACAAUCAUUAUGAUGUCAAUAUUGGAUUUGUUCGUGGAUUCUCGUGCGUUAUAUAUAUUUUUAAGAAGCUUGCUAUCUCUAUCAUUGCACUAAACAUAUAUAAUUACAUCGUAAAUUGUAUCUGUUUAAUCCAAUGCAGAUUUCUUUGCACCAGUUCGUGCAUUCGUAAUUAUUCUCUCUGGCAUAUUUCUUGCAUUCUGCAUCGUCAAACGAUACCGCUUCUAAAUAAAUCUCUAUUUUUAAAUUAUGCAGAGAAUUGUCACGAUGCAACUAUAAUAAAUAAGUUACGAAUUUAGAUAAGUAAUUUUGUUGAAGCAUCAAUAUAACCUAAUUAUCGCUUUCGUUAGUUAUCAAAACCUAGUUAUCAUAAAAUUAAUGAAACUAGAUUUUACAACUAGCACGUUAAAAUUAAAAUUCUCUCGUCAAAGUGUCGAUAAAACGCACGCACGCGCAAUCGGGAAUAAUUGAACUAAAAAUUUCGAUUUUUUUUUUUAACUAGAUACGCUUUAAAUCAUAUGAUAGAAUCUUUAUGCGUUUCGUUAUUUUUUUUUUUCUUACUUUGUGAUAAUGUUAUAUUUCAACAUUUUCAUGCACGUAUAUAAAUGCGUUUUUCUUGAAGAAUAUUACUCAUUUCGCGGACAUAAUUUAAAUUCUUAUUUCUUAGAUCUGCGUUCAGUUUGCAAACACCGACGAUAAUCUCAGUUAAUUCAUUUGUCAACAGUAUUUCAAUCAUAUAAAAAUGAAUCUCUAUGUCUUUAUAUAUAU
Frieseomelitta varia is the source of this 2376-nucleotide messenger RNA. RefSeq names its product lipid storage droplets surface-binding protein 1 (gene Lsd-1). The transcript has 8 exons. Gene Ontology annotation, biological process: lipid storage; positive regulation of triglyceride storage. The coding region runs from base 172 to 1329 and encodes 385 amino acids. Gene Ontology annotation, cellular component: cytosol; lipid droplet. Lineage: Eukaryota; Metazoa; Arthropoda; Insecta; Hymenoptera; Apidae. The record is from RefSeq and is a predicted model, not a curated record.